Clonostachys solani is the source of this 1530-nucleotide messenger RNA. The record is from the annotation of a GenBank genome assembly. NCBI's taxonomy places the organism in Eukaryota, Fungi, Ascomycota, Sordariomycetes, Hypocreales, Bionectriaceae.
AUGACCGUCGAUGUCGCAGCAUCCAAUGGUGGAAGGGGUUAUGUCGAGCAGCUAGAAGAAAAACUCCGAGCAGUGCAAUCACUACAUCUCGCAGCUCCCCAGCAAUCUGAACCCGAACUGUUAAGGCUUCAGAAAUCUACGCCCUCUUCUGAUAAUCACAGUAUUGCGCAUCCGGAUUCAGCAGCCGGCAGCGGCAGGCUUCCCUCAGUCCCGGACAUUGACUCACCUCUCGCCCAUCUAACACUUGCUGCCAUGGCCGUGGGAGGAGAGGUUCAGCAUGCUUAUAAUUUCACUCUAGCCGAGGCUAUCAACACCGUCUCGUGUUGCAAUGGCUCCAUGCUCACCAUGGACACCCAUGAUGGUGCCUUUGCCUUUGGCGACAUACUUGAGGAAUCGCCUGCAAUAAGUUUGUCACGGCUCAUUACCGCAAUACCGAGCGAGCAAGCAGUUCAAUUGAUUGAUAGCUACUUUGAUACCAUUCAUUUGAUGUUCCCAUGGACUGACCACUCCUCCGUCAUUACCAUGUACUCCCAAAUCUCAUCACAAACAGGGCUUUCGCACACACCGAUGGAGGAGCUUCUAAUGGCAGUUGUGCUAGCAUUAGGAAUGGACAUGUGUGGCCGCACCUCCGAAGCUGACCUACUCGCUCAUUGUAUUUCCCGGCAGGUGAACUCAUACUUUCCCGCUCCAUCUCAAGGGGAGCCGGAUGGACUACGGGACACGCAAUCGUUGUUGCUACUGUCUGUUCUCUCUUUAUACCAUCCAGGCGCGGGCCUAACUUGGCACCAUGUUGGCUUGACUAUCACACGAGCGAUUUCAUUUGGACUCCAUCGGGAGCCCAAUUAUACCGAUUCAGUGUCCUCAUUAGAACCUCAUGUCCAUGCUCGCAGGAACACAUUUUGGUCUGCGUAUUCAUUAGAUCGGGCCAAAGGACCAGAUACCAGCCACCACUACUUUCAAUUGCACGAGUGGAUAGAUAGGGUAAAUGCCGCAGAUAGUUCAUUCCGACUAGCAUACAGCACGCAAUUCCACGAGCUACUCUACCUCAAAGGGCUCCUCUUGCUUUUCGAGUUGAAUCCCGCCCGCGAAUAUGUCGGCUCAGCCACGGCAAUAGAAGUUCUCGGUGCCUGCAAAAGAGUGGUAGAGAUUGCUCACCACUGGACGCUGGCGAAGAGAACCCUGUGCUGGAUAAUCAGCAGCUUUGUUUUCAGCGCGGGCAUCUUAUACCUCGACAUUGUGAUUCGUGAUCGCUACGCGCGCUCGCAACAGUCACUCACGGACAUGAUGGCCUUCUUCAACAAUUGUACUUCGUCGCUCGCUUCUCACGGUCAAAGAUUUCCGGGGAUUAAAAAUUACCAUGAGCUCUACGGCUCCGUAACGGCCGCGGCUUCUCAGGUCUUUGAGCGCGAGCGGGUGAGCAAUAGCCACCCCCUACCUCUUGAGAAGGAACUCUUUGAUUGUAGCUUUAUCACCGACCUAUCGCUACGCAAAAUAGUCAAAGAUAUCUAUGUAGCAUUGAAGGGCUGUUAG